Molecule: messenger RNA, 2053 nt
Organism: Carassius auratus (goldfish)
Lineage: Eukaryota; Metazoa; Chordata; Actinopteri; Cypriniformes; Cyprinidae
Product: Krueppel-like factor 6
Exons: 4
Coding region: 138-875 (245 amino acids)
Biological process (GO): regulation of transcription by RNA polymerase II
Molecular function (GO): DNA-binding transcription factor activity, RNA polymerase II-specific; RNA polymerase II cis-regulatory region sequence-specific DNA binding
Source: RefSeq, a predicted model, not a curated record
AAUUGGAAGUCUGCAGCGCUUCUGUGCAGUCGAGCGUCCGCUAAAGACAAACAAACUGUUGCAUACCUCCGCGCGCGCAUGAAGACACGGCGGGAAAGCGCCUUCUCCAGGAUCUCCAGCUGUGUUUGACAGAUCUGAUGCGUGGGAGGAAUAUGGAUGUUAUUCCAAUGUGUAGUAUUUUCCAGGAGCUGCAGAGUGUUCUUGACACGGGAUACCUGUCUGCAUUACCAUCUCUAGAAGAGUACUGGCAACAGACUUGUCUGGAACUUGAGCGCUAUCUGCAGAAAGAGCCCUAUGUCUCUGCAGCUGAUCUGAGAUCAGUAUACCAGUCUGACAACCUUUGGAAUCAGAUUCUGCGUUGCUGUGGGACUGAACCGAGCUCGUCCCUGCCGGAAGCUUCCAUCCCCAAGCAGGACGGGAUCGCUACGGCUUCCCAUUUGUCAUUCAGCACUGCAUCAGCUGAUGUGCACACACACACACUGGAUCACAGCGUAUCUGAGCAGCAGCAUGUAAGACCCUCCUCGCCCUCACUCCCUCUCAUGAAGGAUAAAGAAGAUGCAGAAGGGGUGACAGGGGAUGAGGGCAAAAGUGUGGGGUCACUUGAAGGACGAAGGAGAGCUCAUCGCUGUUACUUCAACGGCUGCAGGAAGGUGUACACCAAGAGCUCUCAUCUGAAAGCACAUCAACGCACACACACCGGUGAGAAACCAUACAGAUGUUCGUGGGAUGGCUGUGUGUGGCGCUUCGCUCGAAGUGAUGAACUGACGAGGCACUUCAGAAAACACACCGGAGCCAAACCUUUCAAAUGCAGCCACUGUGACAGGUGUUUCUCUCGUUCUGAUCAUCUGGCCUUGCACAUGAAGCGACACAUCUGAACGCAAAUCCCAAAGACCUGUCACAGCUGGUUUUCUAUGUAUUCGCUGAGUGCCAGUGUUGCAGAUUUUGCACCCUCUUGUUAAAGAUAUAAUUUUAGCAGAACAUGGAUAUUAGCAUUUUUUUUUUGUCCUAUGCUUAUGACUUAUUCAAUUCAAGUUAAAGCAUAGCUAUAAAGGCACUGAAAAGGCAGAAAGUCUGGUACGGAAUGUAAAUUAACAUAUUAACAGACUUUUGCAAAUUGCAGUGACUAUGUAUGUCAAAAUCAAAAAUAAUAUUUUGCUAACGUGUUUAUAUCCAGAGCAGCUAAGUGUCCAUGUACCUUUAUAAAAAAUACAUAUUUGCGCUAGAAGUGUUUAUUACAAUCUCAGAUUUACUAAUAUGUUCCUAUAAUAUACUAAUAUGUAGCAUUUAGGAGUGAAUAAAGUACAAAUGACCUGCUUUAUCCAGCAGUUACAGGUACAUUAGUCAAACUAAUAUUACUUGUUCUGUAAACCAAUAAAUUUAACAUUAGUGCCUUAAAAUGGUUCUCUUAAAGUCAAUUAUAAGCUAUUCAUUAGUAAUCACUUUGGCCACUUAAAGUUCAGGUUUGAUGAUCAGUUUUUUCAGAAGGACUGGAAUGACUGAAUUGUGCAAUUGAAUGAUUGUUACCCAAAGAGAGGAGCUGGAUUUGCUGCUGUGUAGUAUGCUAUAAUUUUAUGAUUUUGAAACUUGCAUCAUGAUAUUUCACUGCUUUACCGAGCACAAACUGACAUCAUGUUGGCUCAGAUGAAGCUCUAGCAUUUGUUGUCCAGAUGUUUUAAGCCCUGCAAAUGUUACAGAGACAAGGAUGUUCACUCAUUGAUUGAUUAUAUGAAAGCUGUUGAUGUCUUACUGGAAGUUGCAGUAUCUUAAGGGGAAUUUUAAAAUGCACUCCAAUAUUAUCAUAUUAUUAUAUUAUUAUUAUAUUACAUUAGUUUCAUGCAAAAAAAAAAAAAAGUAAAUUUAAUUCUACCUGUACACCAUGGUAAUUUUUAAUCAUUCAAAUCUUUGUCUAAAGGGACUGAUGUAAAUGUUUUUUUUUUAAAUCAUUUUCUUUGUUAAAAGCAGAUUUCUAUGUAAAGCAAAUAUAUUGUAAGAUUUUUAUUAUUUUUGUGAAUACAUUUUAUACGACAAGAAUAAUGAAUGAUUUUUUAUAAAA